UUUCUUUCUGUAACUUUAGCUAAAUGAAUUACCUGGAGGAAGCAUUUGCAAACCUGAAAUUAGAUCAAGUUGAGGAAUUAAACCAACGAGCACAAGAAGAGUCGGUCGAGACGAAACCUACUGCUUCUCCAUCGUUAACACCGAGAGAAUACCAAUAUGAGAUUUUUAAAGAAGCUGUGAAACAAAAUACAAUCGCUGUAUUAGAUACGGGAGCAGGGAAGACGUUGAUUUCAGUCAUGCUUAUCAAACACAUGAGAGCUAUCGAAAAUGAAAAGUAUCGUGCCUCUUCAACCUAUAAGCGUAAGAUCACAUUCUUUUUGGUUGAAAGGGUUCCGCUUGUUUUCCAGCAAGCAAGUGUGUUGGAAGCCAAUUGCGAUGCUCGUAUUGAAAAAUUAUGCGGAGAAAUGAAUGUAGAUGUGUGGUCACUCGAAAAAUGGCGGUCCAUACUGGACAAUGUCGAUAUUUGUGUAAUGACCGCACAGAUCUUUUUGGAUAUUUUGCAACGAGCUUUCCUGUCCCUUGAUGAAGUAAACCUGUUGAUAUUCGAUGAAUGUCAUCAUGCUGUAAAGAAUCAUGCUUUUAAUCUCAUCAUGUAUCAAUUUUACCACUCCAUCGUAGCUCCACAUAUAUUACCAAAAGUGUUUGGCAUGACGGCCUCGCCCGUUUUUUCAACAAAAAAAGACAUUUACACAAGCAUUAGUGUAUUGGAAACUAAUCUCGAUUGUAAAGUCUAUACUGCGAAGAACACUUUAGAAUUGAGAAGUGCAAUUAAAAAAGCUUCUGAACCUGUUAUUUACUACUCCAUGUCAGUAAUUGAUGAUUUACCCCCACAGGUACCUAACUCUAAAGAAAAGCAAUCUGUCCCAUUACGCUACAAUGGAAGAACCGUGUUGACUACAUUGAUUGAUAGUAGAAUCCGAAAGGUAUAUGGCUACGACAAUUGUUUGUCUGUUAUAGAUUACAUUUCCAAUAAUUUGGGGCCCUGGUGCUCUGAUAAACUAUGGAGAGAAAUGCUACAGGGAGCUCAUAUACAUGGUCUAUAUACAGACAGUUAUGCACCACAUCGCUGCCUCUCUUUAGAGGAUUCUGACUUGGUAAAACAAGCUUACGAAUUAUGUACACCAGUUACUCCUAAUCCGGAUAUACGAAAUGAACGUCUGUUCACACCAAAAGCUAAAGAAUUAAUCAACUGUCUAAGAGCCAUUCAUAUCCAACCCAAUUUCUGCGGCAUCAUUUUCGUUGAAAGAAGGCAUACAGCAAAAUCGAUCAAAAUUUUAAUAGAUGCCUUAGAUGUCUUCAAAGAUACGAUUCGUUGCGAUAUCCUGAUCGGGCAUGGUGGCUCAAGUCGUGGUGAUGUGCGCAUGAAAUUCCAUGAUCAAAUUUCUGUAAUCCAAAAAUUCAGAACAGGCGAAUUGAACCUUCUUGUUGCUACAAGUGUAGCCGAAGAAGGUCUAGAUAUCCAAUCCUGUAAUUACGUUAUUAGAUUUGAUUUGUUCAAGACUUUACCUGCGUACAUACAAUCACGCGGAAGAGCUCGAUGUAAGAAUUCUAAGUAUAUCCUGAUGAUUAACUCUCUCAAUCCAAAAGAGAUGAAUCUAUUAAACAAAUUUAAGUUACAAGAAGAUCAAAUGAAACAACUAUGCAAUUUAUUACCAGAAGAACGCAACGUUGCUCGACUAUUUGACACAGGAGAAGAUAUAAAUACUGAGCUAAUUAAGCAGACAUCAAUGGAAGAACAUUUACGAGGAGCCUAUAAAAUUCCCAAAACAAAUGCUCUUUUGACACUCUCUGGUGCAAUUGCGCUCGUCUAUCAUUAUUGUGCUACUUUACCAUCCGAUGAAUUCUGCCAGUUUAAGCCUGUAUAUCGGUUUGAAAAAGUUUCGUCUGACGACGAAAAUCCUUUAUUUCGUUGUAUCUUAACGUUACCCAUUAACUCGGUACAGCAACAAUUCGAAAGCUAUGACGCUUCUAGAGAUAGUGUCAAGAAGAAGAUCUCUUUGGAAGCUUGUGUUGCGUUACACAAAACUGGUGCCAUUGACGACAAUCUUGUGCCAGUCAAUAAAAAAAUCAAAUUGAAAAUAAUUUCACAAGAAAGAGAUGAGGACGGUAAACAAGUCGGUAGCCGCGGUCGAGAGAAUGUAUAUUGUAAAAAGAUUCCAUCUUUCUAUACCAGAUCUAUUAGGGAAGAACUUUCAUUAUCUCCAUACUACAUUGCGUUUAUCGAAGUAGUAGAUGACCCAAAUUAUCGCAAACUAUGCUUGAUUACAAAAAGUCCUAUACCUGUUAUUUCGAAUAUAAUGUUAUCCGAUGGUAGCCAAGUAUGCAUAACCACUGUAACAAGAUUUAUAUUUCAAAAGAUGCAGCAAGUGGAGCUACUGGCAGACUAUAUGCUUGCAGUAACCAGAUCUGUUACCAACAAAGAGUUCACCUGCCCUCGAAAAGAUGUUCCAUAUUUCAUUGUCCCGCUUGAAAAAAACAACCAGGCUUUUGAUUGGAAGGAGAUGAAAAGGUCAAUUGAAAACAAAAAAACACCUUUGGAUCCUUCGUGUAAAGAUGCCAUUGUCUAUGAUUCCAGUAGUGGCAAGCAGUAUUUUGCAAACGAGUUUGAAAGAAGUCUCACACCCAACUCAAUCGUACCAGAGAAGGAAUAUUCCUUCAUUGACUAUUACAAAAAUAAGUACGGUAUAACAAUUAAAGACUUAAACCAACCUUUAUUAUCUGCAAAGAGGAUACUCAGAAACAAACCAGAAGAGGAACAAAAAACAUGUUAUCUUAUACCAGAAUUGUGCCAAGUGCAUUCAAUCAGUGCAAGUGUCUACCGUAGUUUAGAGAUACUUCCUAUUAUUACAUCACAUAUCGAUAUCAUGUUAACUGCUCAAGAUGUGAAGCAAUUGCUAAAAUUGAAUAUGGUAAAGGAUUCGCUUAUGGCGGAAGCAUACAUUGCUUCAUCUGCUGAUUUAGACAGAAGCUAUCAAAGACUCGAAUUCUUGGGGGAUUCCGUGCUCAAAUUAAUCUCAUCGACACUUGUAUUUACACAAAACGUGCAUAGUAAUGAAGACGCAUUGACUGAAUCUCGCAUAUCGAUGAUUAGUAACAAAGCGUUAUUUGAAACGGCGAAAAAACUAAAGCUUUAUCAAUACAUUUACAGCCAGCAUGUUAGUCGUCGAUUUUGGCGCCCACCUCAUUUCAAAACCGAUUCAGAUAGUGAACAAAUGACAAAAAGUAUGAACUUCCAUAAACUAUCGGACAAGACGCUAGCGGAUAUUAUUGAAUCUACUUUGGGAGCAGCAUAUCAUAGUGAUUCGUCAUUGUCUGUAGCUUUACAUGCAGCUAUUCAAUUAGGUGUUCCCCUGCACAAUGUCCGCGUUUGGUCGGACUUUCACAAGACCUUUCAGAGACCUUUGUCACGCUACGAUGCGACGUUACGAGAAGUGGAUGUCCAACGUGUCACUGAUAUUAUUGGGUAUCAAUUCAAGGAUUCAUCAUUGCUUGUUGAAGCGCUUACUCAUGCUAGUGUACCAGUAUCUUCUGUACCAUGUUAUCAACGUCUGGAAUUUCUUGGUGAUGCUGUACUUGAUUUUUGCGUAACCAUUUAUUUGUUUCGAAAGUAUGGUACCGCACCACCGGGUCAACUUCAUAAUCUCCGGAAAUCCAGUGUCAACAACAACAUUUUAAGUGUCCUAUGCGUUAAUUUGAAGUUACAUGGCCAUAUCCGACACGCAUCUGAUUAUCUUGUAUCUGAAAUAAAGUAUUUCGUUGAACAAUUAGAGAAUGCAAUGGACACAAAUGGCGAGUAUUGGUUGGAUUUCUAUCCACCCAAAGUAUUGUCAGAUGUAAUUGAAAGUUUGAUUGGUGCUGUCUAUACGGACUGUGGUUUUAAAGUCGAGCCGGUGAUUAACCUAAUUGAGAGGUGGUUGGAACCAUUAUUAGAGGAGCAUAUUUCUUUGGAAUUGAUACAAACGCAUCCAGUUGAAAAACUAAAAUGUUUGGCACAAGCGUAUGGAUGUAAUCAAUGUGAAACAAGGAAUAUUACCCAGCCCAAUGGUCCACAAAAAUCUGUUGUAUUUAUUCAUGAGAAAGCAUUUACCAGCGGAUCAGGAUUUAAUACGAGAGAGGCUCGAAAGCAAGCAGCGACACGAGCUUGUGAAUUAUUGACAAAUGAGACAUUCGCUCAAUAUUGCAAUUGCAGGACCCCUUCAUAUUGACUUUUAAAAUUUGUGCACGGGUUUUCAUAAGUUUUUUUUUUUUUUUUAAUCUCAAAACUUGUUUACGAUUGGUAACACUAUGGUAAUAUAAUAUCUUUUAUUUCAUUUUCGUGCCCGCAUUUUUUU
Molecule: messenger RNA, 4331 nt
Organism: Mucor mucedo
Lineage: Eukaryota; Fungi; Mucoromycota; Mucoromycetes; Mucorales; Mucoraceae
Product: putative dicer-like protein
Exons: 7
Coding region: 24-4205 (1393 amino acids)
Biological process (GO): RNA processing
Molecular function (GO): ribonuclease III activity; protein binding; ATP binding
Source: RefSeq, a predicted model, not a curated record